AUGAAGAAGUGUACCAUUUUAGUUGUAGCGUCACUUUUAUUAGUUAAUUCUCUACUUCCAGGAUAUGGACAAAAUAAAAGCAUCCAAGCCCAAAGGAACUUAAACGAGCUAUGUUACAAUGAAGGAAAUGAUAAUAAAUUGUAUCACGUGCUUAACUCUAAGAAUGGAAAAAUAUACAAUCGAAAUACAGUCAACAGAUUACUUGCCGAUGCUCCCGAAGGAAAAAAAAAUGAGAAAAAAAACGAAAAAAUAGAGCGUAAUAAUAAAUUGAAACAACCACCACCACCACCAAACCCAAAUGACCCACCACCACCAAACCCAAAUGACCCACCACCACCAAACCCAAAUGACCCACCACCACCAAACCCAAAUGACCCACCACCACCAAACGCAAAUGACCCACCACCACCAAACGCAAAUGACCCAGCACCACCAAACGCAAAUGACCCAGCACCACCAAACGCAAAUGACCCAGCACCACCAAACGCAAAUGACCCAGCACCACCAAACGCAAAUGACCCACCACCACCAAACCCAAAUGACCCAGCACCACCAAACGCAAAUGACCCACCACCACCAAACCCAAAUGACCCAGCACCACCACAAGGAAAUAACAAUCCACAACCACAGCCACGGCCGCAGCCACAACCACAGCCACAGCCACAACCACAGCCACAGCCACAACCACAGCCACGACCACAGCCACAACCACAGCCAGGUGGUAAUAACAAUAACAAAAAUAAUAAUAAUGACGAUUCUUAUAUCCCAAGCGCGGAAAAAAUACUAGAAUUUGUUAAACAGAUCAGGGAUAGUAUCACAGAGGAAUGGUCUCAAUGUAACGUAACAUGUGGUUCUGGUAUAAGAGUUAGAAAACGAAAAGGUUCAAAUAAGAAAGCAGAAGAUUUGACCUUAGAAGAUAUUGAUACUGAAAUUUGUAAAAUGGAUAAAUGUUCAAGUAUAUUUAAUAUUGUAAGCAAUUCAUUAGGAUUUGUAAUAUUAUUAGUAUUAGUAUUCUUUAAUUAA
Molecule: messenger RNA, 1023 nt
Organism: Plasmodium berghei ANKA
Lineage: Eukaryota; Apicomplexa; Aconoidasida; Haemosporida; Plasmodiidae
Product: circumsporozoite (CS) protein
Exons: 1
Coding region: 1-1023 (340 amino acids)
Cellular component (GO): cell surface
Source: RefSeq, a predicted model, not a curated record